AUGACCUCCUGCUACAUCAGCUCAUCCCGCUGUCUGGGCAGCACUCAGAUGCCCGAAGCUGCAAAUGUCUGCGGUUCCUGCAUUGACGUUGGGGGCCAGCCUGGGGCAGAGGCCAAGGCUGCCUCCCUGUGCCUCUCCGCCACCCUGGCACAUGCCAACCGGGUGCGUGUGGGGACAACUCCUCUGGGCCGACCCAGCCUCUGUGUGCCCUACAGCUGCCAAACCGCUUGCCCCUUGCCAGGGACCCGUGACAUUCCCGGCAACAUCGGAGUGUGUGGGAACUAUGGGGAAGGCGCACCGAAUGGGCACGAGAAGGUGACCAUGCAGUUCCUGAACGACCGCCUGGCCAACUACCUGGAGAAGGUGCGUCAGCUGGAGCGGGAGAAUGCGGAGCUGGAGACCAAGAUCCGAGAGUCGAGCAAAUGCCACGAGUCCAGCGUGUGUCCAGACUACCAGUCGUACUUCCGGACCAUCGAGGAGCUCCAGCAGAAGAUCCUGUGCAGCAAGGCUGAGAAUACCAGGCUCAUUAUUCAAGUUGACAAUGCCAAGCUGGCUGCUGAUGACUUUAGAAUCAAGCACGAGAGUGAGCUGUCCCUACGCCAGGUGGUGGAGGCGGACAUGUGUGGGAUGCACAAGCUCCUGGAUGACCUGAGCCUGGCCAAGGCCGACCUGGAGGCCCAGCAGGAGUCCCUGAAGGAGGAGAUGCUCUGCCUCAAGAGCAACCACGAGCAGGAAGUCCACAUCCUGAGGGGCCAGCUGGGGGACAAGCUCCAGAUUAAGCUGGACGCGGAGCCCACCGUGGACCUGAGCAGGGUGCUGGACGAGAUGCGGUGCCACUACGAGGCCAUGAUGCAGACCGGCCACAACGACGUGGAGCAGUGGUUCCAAGAUCAGUCCGAGAGCAUCAGCAAGCAGGACAUGUCCUGUUCCGAGGAGCUGCAGUGCUGCCAGUCGGAGAUCCUGGAGCUGAGGCGCACGGUGAACGCCCUGGAGGUGGAGCUUCAGGCCCAGCACAGCCUGAAGGACUGUCUGCAGAACUCCCUGUGUGAGUCGGAUGCACGCUUCGGCACCGAGCUGGCCCAGAUGCAGAUCCUGAUCCGCGACGUGGAGGAGCAGCUGUCUGAGAUCCGGGCUGACCUGGAGCGGCAGAACCAGGAGUACCAGGUGCUGCUGGACGUCAAGGCCCGGCUGGAGGGCGAGAUUGCCACGUACCGGAAACUUCUGGAGAGUGAGGAUUGCAAACUCCCUUGCAAUCCAUGCUCCACCUCUGCUGCCUGUGUGACUCCCGCCUGUGCGCCUCGUCCAAGCUGUGCCCCCCGCACCACUUGCGGGCCUGGGUCGACCUGUGGAGUCAGCACUGGGAGCCGAUUCUGAGUGCCCGUGUACCAGCAAGGGUGGUUAGAGCAAGGGGAUGCCUAAAGAGAAAUGCUUGUUAUACAUCCAGAAAAUAUGGCUUCUAACUAUUGCUGACUUUCUGCAUGCAGAGCCUGUCCAAAGACCACAAGAUAUCAGGAGAAGUGGAAUCUUGGUCAGGAGGCUUCUUUCCCAGCUCCAGAUUUUCCCAGAUUAGUUCCAUGCUCUCAGUGGCCGGAUCCCAGCCACCACUGGUGGGACUAUCUACGUUGGAGAGACUCAGGCAUUGGAUCAGAUUGAAGAAGUAUCAUGGGGUGAGGAUGGGGCAGGACCUGAAACUGCAUUUGCAUUUCAAGCACCAACUUUAGCUUGAAAAAUUUCCAGUUUGUGGCCAGGAAAGUGAGAAACAAACUUCACUGUUUGGGCUCCCCGCCCCCCCCCCCCCCCCCCCCCCGUCCCCGAUGUACUGAUUCUGUUUCUAACAUCUGCAGCCCCAGAUAAUGGCCCCAGUGAGGGGGGCAAUGAAACUAGAUAUGACAUAUGUGAACAAUUCCUCAUCCACUUCCUUCCUCCUGUCCUUCUGCUGCCCCGCCUUGGAAGUGGCUUCAUUUCCUCUCUAGUAAGGUGGGAGUUCCCUGUAUCAGAUCUGAGCUCUCUUCACUCAGAGUUCCUUUCUUUGACAAAGGACCAGGCUGGCCUCUUGCUAUGUAAAGAGAACUUUCAGAUUAAGAAAUCUCUCCUCUCUAGAAAUCUGGACUCUCAUAACUAUUGUCUGGCUAUUCUUCUCUCUUCAUCUAAUUUUACAGUAAAAUUUGGACAAUGACUUUAUUUUUUUCUAGUAGUUUCUCCUGAAAUAUUAAACCAUUGCUAAGCCUGAUGAUUUAGGGUGAUGGAAAAUAUAUUAUUACAAUAUUUUCAAAGUUUUUAUUCUUAUUUACCUUCUCUGCUCCCACCUCGUGUCUUCCCAUCCUCCCCCUUCCUGACCACAAUGCCACCACAUUGGCCAGUAUGUUCCAUUGGACAUCCCUGAGACCGGACCCUGUUCUUCCUCCUUCCUGGAAUGCUUCCCCUCUCUUUCUUGUUAUUCAGGCCUCGGCAGAAAUGUUACUGCUUAUGAGAGCUCUUGCUUGGCCAUCAGUUCACAUACUCAACAGCCUCGUCACUCUCUGUCUUGCUUAUUGUCAUCAUCAACAGCUAAAAUUGCCAGCUCUUCCAUUGUUUCCUCACUGAAAUGCUUACUGGAGAUUAGCAUUCAUGCACUGCUGCUUCCCCGGAGCCUAGCUCACUGCUUGGUACAGAGUAGAUGCUUAAUAAACAUCUGUUGAAAGAA
This is a messenger RNA of Felis catus (domestic cat), 2683 nucleotides long. It is a transcript of the gene KRT38, whose product is annotated as keratin, type I cuticular Ha8. Gene Ontology annotation, molecular function: structural molecule activity. NCBI's taxonomy places the organism in Eukaryota, Metazoa, Chordata, Mammalia, Carnivora, Felidae. The coding region runs from base 1 to 1374 and encodes 457 amino acids. The record is from RefSeq and is a predicted model, not a curated record. The transcript has 7 exons.